Messenger RNA from Aedes albopictus (Asian tiger mosquito), 1328 nucleotides. It is a transcript of the gene mRpS31, whose product is annotated as small ribosomal subunit protein mS31. The transcript is spliced from 3 exons. Gene Ontology annotation, cellular component: mitochondrial small ribosomal subunit. Gene Ontology annotation, molecular function: structural constituent of ribosome. The record is from RefSeq and is a predicted model, not a curated record. The coding region runs from base 108 to 1271 and encodes 387 amino acids. Lineage: Eukaryota; Metazoa; Arthropoda; Insecta; Diptera; Culicidae.
GCAUGCUAGUGAUUUGGUAAACAAAACCACGAGAUUGGUGCGCGAGUUUUCACCGGUCGGAAAUUUUUACUGAAAUUUCUUGAAAAAUAAGGUAAAAUAUCGACAAAAUGCUACAAAUAGCUCGCUCAGGCUUCCAUCGAUUACAUAAGAACACCAAUGUUCGGCUGAUUGUCAACAGUGGAUUUUCGUCCGAUUCCGGUCAGAAAGGCGACGGUGAUGGAGACCAGAAAAAAGAAUCGCCUCAAACGGCAAGUGUACCUCCGAAGGAGGAUGUGAAAUCGAGUGCUGCGUUGAAUCGAUUGAAUGAGCUGCUUUCUAUGAUGACGACUGAAAGCGAAGUGCAGCUGGUGAAGAAGGUUCAGCUGGCCAAACCUGCCGGACAAAAGCGCGAUAAAAGGAAAGAUAAAAAGGCAGAUGACCGUAAGCAAGACUCGGAUUCUGAUUCCGAUUCGGAUGAUGAGAAGCCAAGGGAUUUGGCCAAAGCAACCCGAAAAGUGGCGGAAUCGCUUGGCGGUGAUGCCAAGAAAACCGAAGCUGAAUUGCUGAAAAAGCUGCUGAGAGGACAGCCUGCUGGCGCAGAGGGUGCAGCGGCGGGAGCCAGCCUGAGCGACAUUAUCACUGGGAUGCAAGUGGACAAGGAAGGAGCGAAAAAGGGCAAAGGGGUACAGCUAACUAGAAGCAACGUUGUGCGAAAGGCCAUCGAGAAGAAAGGAGCAAAGGGACAGGAAUAUCUGAAAUCGGCACAAUCUCGCGAAAGAAGAAGGCCACUGGAGGCAAUCCAUCCCACUGGAGCAAGUGUGAAAUUGUUCGAGGGAGAAUCGUUGAACAUUUUUACAGAUCCUGCGGCACUUAAAGACAGUCCUGACAUACUGCAAACCUGGAAAAAGCUACAGGAUCGUGAGCUACGGUUGGCAGUCACUCAUCCUCCGGCAAAUUACUUCCAAAAGAUGGCACUGUGGACGGAACAGGGUAAAUUGUGGAAGUUCCCCAUUGACAACGAACAGGGACUGCUCGAAGAAGCAAAGGUAUCCUUCACAGAGCACAUCUUCCUGGACGAACAUCUGGAGCCAUGGUGUCCGAAGCGCGGGCCCAUUCGGCACUUUAUGGAGCUUGUGUGCGUUGGGCUGUCGAAGAAUUAUUUCAUUACCGCUCAGGAGAAGAAAGAGCACAUCCUUUGGUUCAGGGAUUAUUUCGAGGACAAGAAGGAUCUGCUGAAGCAGGUUAUUGUACAGCAAUCCGAAAAAACUGGCGAGAAAAAACUUACCGAGUAGGGCGUUGUAGCAUUUCUAAAGAAAACAUUCAAUAAAUUAUGUAGAGUUCAAUAUCAA